Messenger RNA from Clonostachys rhizophaga, 354 nucleotides. NCBI's taxonomy places the organism in Eukaryota, Fungi, Ascomycota, Sordariomycetes, Hypocreales, Bionectriaceae. The record is from the annotation of a GenBank genome assembly.
AUGAGGCAUAUGCAAAAUCAGCUCAAUUUCGAUCUCUGGUAUAUUUUCCUCGGGAUCUUCUGCAUCUGUAUUGCUGAGGCCGGAAAGAUCGCAGAUACGGAUGAACCAGCAUUCAGUGUCUGGACCGUCUUCUUCGAGGCCACAUCUGCCUAUGGAAAUGUUGGGUUGAGCCUCGGUCACCCAACCGUGGCAACCUCGCUUUGCGGUAUAUUCACCAUUUUCAGCAAGCUCGUGAUCUGCGCCAUGAUGAUCCGCGGGCGCCACCGCGGUCUUCCGUAUGCCCUAGACAGAGCCAUCAUGUUGCCAGAUCAACCAUUACUCGAUCUCGAACCUGAAGAUGAAAAAACGGUCUAA